GAGGGCGGCCGCCAUGGCCGGGGGCGCCCCAGCCCCGGAGCCGGCCACCCGGAGUGCUGGGAAGAAAGGGUAUUUUGGUGGCAUAUAUGAUGCAGUACGAGCUGGAGAUGUGAAACAGCUUUCAGAAGUAGUAGAACGUGGAGCAAAUAUUAAUGAAGUUGAUGUUCUACAUAAAUUCACCCCUUUACAUUGGGCAGCACAUUCUGGAAGCUUAGAGUGUCUUCAUUGGCUUCUUUGGCAUGGAGCUGAUAUCACAAAAGUAACCACAAGAGGUUGGACAGCAGCUCACAUAGCUGCAAUCAGGGGUCAGGAUGCUUGUAUGCAGGCUCUUAUAAUCAACGGGGCAAAUCUGUCAGCGCAAGACGAUCGUGGAUGCACCCCUUUACACCUUGCUGCAACACAUGGACAUUCGUUCACUCUACAAGUAAUACUGCGAAGUGGAGCGGAUCCCAGUAUAACUGAUAAGAGAGAUUGGAAACCUGUACAUUAUGCAGCUUUUCAUGGGCGGCUUGGCUGCUUGCAACUUUUAGUUAAAUGGGGAUGUGGCAUCGAAGAUGUGGAUCACAAUGGAAAUCUUCCAGUUCACUUAGCCGCCAUGGAAGGCCACCUUCACUGUUUUAAGUUUCUGCUGAGUAGAAUGAGCAAUACAACAGAAGCUUUAAAAGCCUUCAAUGAUAAUGGAGAAAAUGUGUUAGACCUGGCCCAGAGAUUCUUUAAACAGAACAUCUUACAAUUUAUUCAGGGGACUGAAUAUGAAGGAAAUGAUCCAGCAGAUCAGGAAGCUUUAGAAUUUCCAGGUCAUGUGGCUGCCUUUAAAGGUGAUUUAGAAAUGCUUAAGAAAUUAAUUGAAGAUGGAAUAAUUAAUAUUAAUGAACGUGAUAAUAAUGAAUCCACUCCUAUGCAUAAAGCUGCUGGGCAAGGUCACAUAGAGUGUUUGCAGUGGAUGAUUAAAAUGGGAGCAGACAGUAAUAUUACUGAUAAAGCAGGGGAGAAACCCAGUGAUGUAGCAAAGAGGUUUGCUCAGUUAGCAGCAGUAAAGCUAUUAGAGGGUUUACAGAAAUACGAUGUAGAUGAUGAGAUUGAAAUUGAUGAAAAUGACAUCAAGUUUUUUGUAAGACAUGGUAUUGAGGGGAGCACUGAUGCCAAGGAUGAUUUAUGUCUUAGUGAAUCAGAUAAAACAGAUGCAAGAGUGAGAGCUUAUAAGAAAGUUGUAGAAUUGCGAAAACUCCUGGAAAUUGCAGAGAGCAACUAUAAACAGUUGGGAGGAAUAACAGAAGAAGACAUAAAGAAGAAGAAAGAAGAGCUCCAGUCUGAAAAGACUAUCAAGGAGCUGCAAGGCCAGCUAGAGUAUGAAAGACUACGGAGAGAAAAAUUAGAAUGUCAGCUGGAUGAGUGCCGAGCAGAAAUGGAUCAACUCAGGACAACACUGGAAAAACCUCAGGAAGAUGACUACUCUUAUAAGUCAAGCAAAGAUAAGAGGCGAGUGAAGAAAAAAGUGUCUGCUGGGGAAAUUUUGGGGAAGAGGCACUAGCCAGUGUAAUAACUUUAAAUAAAUGUGCUUGCUUUUUAUGUUUUAUUUGAAAAAUUGAUGUAAAUGUAAAUCUAUAGCAACUCUCCUCAGACUUACUGAUAUUAUACUAAUUCUGAAGACAGAAAGAAAUGUUGUAUGAAAAAAAGGAACUGUUAAAUUUACAUGGAGUCAAUUGUAACAACCCUCCCU
Messenger RNA from Sorex fumeus (smoky shrew), 1720 nucleotides. It is a transcript of the gene ANKRD42, whose product is annotated as ankyrin repeat domain 42. The record is from RefSeq and is a predicted model, not a curated record. Bases 14 to 1531 code for a protein of 505 amino acids. Lineage: Eukaryota; Metazoa; Chordata; Mammalia; Eulipotyphla; Soricidae. The transcript is spliced from 12 exons. Gene Ontology annotation, molecular function: protein binding.